Molecule: messenger RNA, 1962 nt
Organism: Neurospora crassa OR74A
Lineage: Eukaryota; Fungi; Ascomycota; Sordariomycetes; Sordariales; Sordariaceae
Product: sporulation protein SPS19
Exons: 3
Coding region: 365-1318 (317 amino acids)
Biological process (GO): fatty acid catabolic process
Molecular function (GO): 2,4-dienoyl-CoA reductase (NADPH) activity
Source: RefSeq, a predicted model, not a curated record
CUGACACUGAGGAGCCGAGUGACCACCAGGGCACAACGAGUCCACCACCACCCGCGGACGGGGCAAAGAUGGAGAUCCCUUCUCGAACACCCGUCUGGCCCCAUGCACUAGACUUAGUUCGCAACUCGCCAAAAGGAACAAAUGAAACGGUGUACGUGGUGUUGAAGGUCCUCCUUGGAGUCUCAUCUCGAUAAUCUGGUUGUCUUCUAUACCCCAUCUGUUUCUGUCUUCUACCUCUACCCAUCUCGGUUGCUUGCCUAUCUACCUCUCUACCUUACUUGACUACUUCCAUCAGCAACAUCAACAGCCAUUAUUUGUUAGUGAUAAUAUUUUCCAUCGGCGGUCAAUAUCACCCACCUCCAACAUGAGUGUCCCAAAGUCAGAAUAUCUCAGCUCCGUAUGGGCACCCGGCAUCUUUGCCAACCGGGUUGUCUUCGUCACCGGUGGUGCCGGCACCAUCUGCAGUGCGCAAACUCGCGCUAUGGUCCAUCUGGGAGCGGACGCAUGCAUCAUUGGUCGCAACCCAGAGAAGACUGAGAAAGCUGCCAAAGACAUCGCCAAGGUCCGCUCCGGAGCUCGUGUCAUUGGCAUUGGCAAUGUCGAUGUCAGGAAUUUCGACAACCUCAAGGCGGCCGCUGAGCGGUGCGUCAAGGAGCUGGGAGCCAUCGACUUUGUCAUCGCUGGUGCCGCUGGAAACUUCAUUGCUCCUAUUUCCGGGUUGAGCCCUAACGCCUUCAAGACUGUGAUCGACAUCGACACCAUUGGUACUUUCAACACCGUCAAGGCCACUAUUCCUUACCUCAUCGAGUCGGCUGCCAGGAACCCGAACCCCAACCCAAAUGGCCUCACUGGCGGUCGCAUCAUCUCGGUUUCCGCUACCUUCCACUACUCAGGCAUGCCCCUGCAGGCCCAUGUGUCCGCUGCCAAGGCCGCCGUGGAUUCCCUCAUGGCCAGCGUCUCUCUUGAAUACGGCCCCUACGGUGUCACUGCCAACGUGAUUGCUCCCGGUGCCAUUGAAGGUACCGAGGGUAUGGAGCGCCUGGCCAGCAGCGCUGUCGACAAGAAGAAGAUGACCAAGGCUGUUCCCAGCGGCAGAUGGGGAAGCCGCCGUGAUAUCGCUGACGCCACUGUUUACCUAUUCAGUGAUGCCGGUAACUAUGUCAAUGGUACCACUCUCGUCGUUGAUGGCGCUGGCUGGAGGCGACAGGGAGGAAACGACAUUGGCAUUGACGAAGGCAUGGAGUAUCCCGACUUCCUGUUUACUGGCCAGAUCAGCAAAAACCUGAAAGACGGGAGAAAGCAAAAGUCCAAGCUUUAAGCAUGGGAGUUCGAAAAUGUCCUCAGUUUGUCACACUGGAGCGUUUGUGAUACCAUCGGGCCAUGCCACGACAGCAUGAUUGCAAGGCGUUCGGGUCGGAGCAGGCGUGCUCAGUGAUUGCAUAUUUCUCUGCUACUGGUGACGAGUUCGGUGUUAUAUCAGGCAAAUCAAACAAAGAUCCUCGAAGAAAAUUUACAGACAAACCACGGGCAUCUACAAUGACGGGCAUCGGUCGAGUUUGUGAGGUGUGAGUUCCGGGUGUCUCCGGGCCGAGCCAAGUUCAUGAUGCACAUCGGGCCUUGACUGUCUCUUAUCGCUGCCGGCAGUUCGGCCGGGGGUGGCGGGGAGGGGCGGUAGGUACCUUGCCAUUAAAAAUCUUAACGGGCGAGCGCGAUCACAUACCCCACCACCAGAGAGUACCUGUUAGUCAGGGCCGUUGACAAGAUUUAUAGGGCUUAUCUACUGGGAUUCUACGUUUGCGGUCCAGAAAUGAUGUGGAUGUUGUCGAGUGUCUUUUGUUUACUUUCAGAUCUGCUGAUGCGUGGUGUAGAUAACAGACCAAUCCUUUCUCCGCGGUACUUUAUUGUUCUAUACUUGUAGUAUAGUGUAUUUUGCUACCAUCAAAGUGAUGAUUCAUCGCUGUU